AUGCGGCCUACACGCGCAGAAUCUCCUACACUGUCUAUUCUGGAACCUACGUUAACUGGACGGACUCCCCUCUUUCUUCAGCAUCAGUACCCCCAUCUCUUCGGCAAUUCAGCUAAACAAGCCCGCAAGCGAAGAUCCUCUAUGGCGCAUUCUACUAGCUCUCUUUGCUCGUCAUCAGCAGAAGAUGAACUGAUUGACAAGCCUACCCGACGGCGACAUGCGGCUACACCUCCCUCAGCGCGGGUGGCGGAUGCAUCCCUAGAGACAAGCCGCGCGAUUGUGGCGACCGUGAAGCGAUUGACUGAAUCCAGAUCAACCAAAGCGGGAGGUGUCCGCACGCAGGCGGCUUUGGCUGUAGUGGAGAAGAAGCUGAGCUUGCCCGAGCUCACCGAGCAAGUCGAGAGGUUGGUAGCCUCUGAAUCGGCCGACGCUAGGGACGAAAUCGCGUCUACGUUGGCAGGGAUGUUGGAAAAGGACAACGCCGAUUUCACCGCAGAGCUCAAAUCCUAUAAUAUCGACCUUUCAGUAAUCAUUAAGCAGGCUGUUGAAAAUGUCGAAAGCUCUCCGGCCUCUGCUUGGUAUCUGAAAAAGGCGCCUUCCGAGACAUCUGCCGAUACAGGCUCUCCUGACCGUUCGCGUCAGGCAUCGCAUAGUCAUCACCCCCGAUCGCUUUCGUCGUCUAGGAAGUCAGACUUUUUCAGUAGUAGCAAGAAUUUCGCGUCGUUUGCCAUCGACACCGGCGGACAGAUCAAAGAGCUCAAAGCAGAGCUCUCCCAGGCCCAGAAUCUGUUGGCCGCAAAGAAAGGUUUAGAGGAGUCGUGGCAGAGGGAGAGAGACUCGUGGGAGAGGGAGAGGGCAGGAUGGGCGAAACUUGAGCAGAGGUUGCAAGAAGUGGCAGAUGUGUUCAAACAGGAUAAGGCCGACUACAAGCGGGAGAAGGAGAAUCUUAUCGAGAAGUGGGAGAGCCGUCACGCCGAAGCCAAGGCCGAAUGGGAAAAGCAGGCGAAGAAGUGGGAGGACCGGUAUGAGAGUGAACUCCAAAAGCGGGAGGUACUUGAGGAAGAGUUGAAGGCCUUGAGGGAGCGGCUUCGUCCUAGCGCGUGA
Molecule: messenger RNA, 1104 nt
Organism: Pleurotus ostreatus (oyster mushroom)
Lineage: Eukaryota; Fungi; Basidiomycota; Agaricomycetes; Agaricales; Pleurotaceae
Exons: 1
Coding region: 1-1104 (367 amino acids)
Source: RefSeq, a predicted model, not a curated record